Eurypyga helias (sunbittern) is the source of this 3309-nucleotide messenger RNA. Its product is annotated as nebulin-like. Gene Ontology annotation, molecular function: actin filament binding. Lineage: Eukaryota; Metazoa; Chordata; Aves; Eurypygiformes; Eurypygidae. Gene Ontology annotation, cellular component: Z disc. Gene Ontology annotation, biological process: cardiac muscle thin filament assembly. The record is from RefSeq and is a predicted model, not a curated record. The annotation marks the transcript as partial. The transcript has 24 exons.
GUUAAACGCUGCGUGGCUGGCGAAGUUGCUAGAACUACUUGCCACGCUGAUGAAAAGGCCAAGGAUGUAGAACAUGCGGGGAAGGUGUCGCAGCAAGUGAGCAAGGUGUUAUAUAAACAGAACAGGGAGGAGAAUAAGGACAAGUACCUGCUUCCCCCUGAGCUUGUGAAUGCAAUAAAAACCACAGCGAUGUUCAGCAAGAUUAUUUACCAUGAGGACUAUAAAAACAAGAUCAAAGUGAAGUGGAGUCAAACUCCAUGCUACAAUGCUGCCAUUGCAAAAAUGAAUGCAGAAACUGUAAGUAUGGCUACUCGCUGGAGGUCUGGUUUACAACGUGAGUGCAUUUCAUGUGUUGUUAUCUGUUUGUCUCUGUUCCUGACAGAGGAGGUACCGGAAGACUUUGAAAACACGAAAGACCGGAUCUACUUCAUGCAGACCGAAGCUCCAGAAUAUGAGGCUAAUAAGCGAGUUUCAGAUAACGGCAGUGAGGUAAAAUAUAAAGAUGCAUCUCAAAAGAAUAUUUUAGGGCACUAUUUGGGCAGCUUUGAGGACCCACAUCGUAGACACUGCAUGAAGAGUGAUAAAGAUUACAAAGCAGAUUAUGAGGAGGAAAAGACAAAAUGCUACUUCCCUCAGACCACAACUCAUGAGUAUGAAGCUAUUAAGAAGUUAGAGCAGUGUAAAGAUCACACCUACAAAAAGCAUCCCGAUCAAACCACGUUUGCUCAAGUGACCGAUUCUCCGAUAAAGCAUAAAGCCAAAGGUGAAGAAAUUCUUCACAAGUGUCACCUCCUUCCAGAUGUGCCCCAGUUCAUACAGGCUAAAGUUAAUGCCUACAGUUGUGGUGAUAACUACUACAAAACAGGAUUAGAAGAAUUAAAAUCAAGGGGAUAUGAUCUAAAAAGUGAUGCUAUUCCUCUCCGAGCUGCCAAGGCUGUUAGGCAGGCUGUCAGUGAUGUUAACUAUAAAAAAGGCUAUGAACUUUCCAAGGGCAAACUCGUUGGCUUCAAGAACCUCUAAGAUGAUCCCAAACUUGUUCAUUAUAUGAAGGUAGCCAAGCUGCAGUCUGAGCGAGAGUACAAAAAAGAUUAUGAGGAAACAAAAACUGUGUGCAACAUUCCAAUGGACAUGGUCAAUGUUGUCGGUGCCAAGAAGGCUCAAGAGAUUGCCAGCAAUGCCAAUUACAAGAACGUCCUGCACCACCGUACUUAUUUACCAGAUGCAAUGAAUGUGGAGAUGACCAAAAAUAUGAUGGAGAUUCAGAAUGAUGCUACCAAGAAAGCCCAGGAAUCGGUUACGAACGCUGGCUAUGGACAGCAAAUUCAUGAUUACACACUCUUGCCUGAUUCCAUGAAUCUGGAGCUAUCAAGAAAUGUGAUGCAGCUUCAGACUGAUUGUAACUUGAGACUCUACUUGUUUAUCCAGGAAAAUGUGUGCAAAGCAGACUUUAAUAACUGGUUGAGAGGAGUUGGCUGGAUACCGACUCAGUCACCGGAUGUAGUAAAGGCCAAAAAAACUGCGGAGAUUCUCAGUGAACAAAAGUACCACCAGCACCCUGACAGGCUGAUGUAUUCUAUCUCAGUGGAUGCAAUGGAACAAGUGCUAGCCAAGCAAAACGCCAAGACCAUGAAUAAGAAGCUUUACAAAGCUGGAUGGGAGGAAGACAAGAAGAAAGGUUAUGACAUGCAGCCAGGUGCUAUUCCAAUAAAAGCAGCCAAAGCCUCCAGAGACAUCGCAAGCGAGUAUAAAUACAAACUAGCCUACGAAAAAGAGAAGGGAAAGCAUAUUGGGUUCCGCAGCCUCAAGGACAACCCCAAGCUGGUGCACUUCAUGCAGGUGGCUCAGAUGCAAACUGAUCAUGAAUAUAAAAAAGAUUAUGACAAGGCAAAAACUCAUUUCCAUACUCCAGUUGACAUAGUCAGUGUUGUAGCAGCCAAGAAAGCACAGGAAUUGGCUACAAAAGCAAACUACAAAACCUUGAUCCAUACCUACAAUGUUUUUCCUGAUGCUAUGAGUCUUGAAUUAGCCAAAAACAUGAUGCAGAUACAAAGGGAUAAUCAAUAUAGAGCAGAAUAUGGUGAAAGUAUGAAGGGCGUUGGAUGGAUGCCACUGGGCUCCCUGGAAGCUGAGAAGAACAAAAAAGCGAUGGAAAUUGUUAGUGAAAAGAAGUAUCGCCAGCAUCCAGACAAGUUGAAGUAUUCUGUGCUUAUGGAUUCCAUGAACAUGGUCUUAGCUUUAAAUAAUGCUAAAAUCAUGGAUGAGUACAAGCAGGAUUACAGUGAGUGGUUCAAGGGUAUCGACUGGAGUCCUGCUGGUUUUCUGGAUGUGGAGAAAUCUAAGAAAGCCACAGAAAUCACAAGUGAUCGGAAAUACCGCCAGCAUCCCAGCAUGUUCCCCUUUACGCAACAGAAUGAUGCCAUGGGCAUGGUCCUUGCAAAGCAGAAUGCAAAUAUAAUGAACAAAAUGCAGAGUGAGAGGGAGUACAAGAAAGAUUUUGAGAAGAGGAAGACAAAGUUAAAUAUGCCUGUGGAUAUGCCAGGCUUCCUUCUAGCUAAGGAAUGUCAGGAACUGGUGAGGGAUAUAGACUACAAACGGAUGCUACACGGCUGGACCUCCCUGCCAUACCAGAAUGACAUCACCCAGGCAAAGAGGGUCUACAAACUACAGAGUGAUAGACUGUACAGAGAAGCUUGGGACAAGGACGAGACUCAGGUUCACAUCAUGCCUGAUAUUCCUGAAAUUUUGCUGGUUAAAUCAAACUUAAUUAACACAAAUGAUAAACAUUACAAGUUAGGGUAUGAGGAGCUGAAGAGGGAAGGCUACGAUCUGCCUCCUGAUGCCAUACCGUUAAAGUCAGCAAAGGCAUCCAGAGACACGGCUAGUGAACUGGUUUACAGAGCUACAGGCAAGGAGCUGAAGACAGAAUACACUGCCAUCCUUGAUACAUCUCACUUCUUAAGAGCCAAGCAAGGACAAAAAAUACAGAUCCAGUAUACGUACAUGGAACUUGCCACAGAAGACAGACCCCGUCAUCAUGCUGGUGGUCAGCCUCCAGCCUUCACCCAUGCUAGGCAUGUAAAGGACAUGGGCAGUGAGGCUGAAUACAAAGAGGACUGUGAAGAGAAGACAUACAAGUGUACUGUGGUUGCGGACACUCCAAAACAGUUCCUACAAACCACAGAAGUCAGCAAGCAGAUCCAGGAUCUGAAAUACAAAGAAGUGUACGAGAGGGAUAAAUCUCACUGCAGUGUCAUCGCAGAUCCAGCUCAUAUUAAGACUCCAAGGUAUGCCUACAAGCUGAACAGCAAC